Molecule: messenger RNA, 4858 nt
Organism: Oncorhynchus kisutch (coho salmon)
Lineage: Eukaryota; Metazoa; Chordata; Actinopteri; Salmoniformes; Salmonidae
Gene: vamp7
Product: synaptobrevin-like 1
Exons: 8
Coding region: 234-893 (219 amino acids)
Biological process (GO): endosome to lysosome transport; exocytosis; vesicle fusion
Cellular component (GO): membrane; SNARE complex
Molecular function (GO): SNAP receptor activity; SNARE binding
Source: RefSeq, a predicted model, not a curated record
CCAGGAAGUGUAGUUCAACAUUCCGCAUGCAUAUUCAUCGUAAGGAAGCAAAAAACCACAUUUCCCUAGGUGGAACCAGAUAAAGCUUCCGAUCAAGGAUCUGGGAAAGCAGAAGUCAGACGAGAAGAUUAACGUUAACAGUUGUUUUAAUGUUGAAAACACAUCGUUUUGAAGACUGCUGAGCAUCGCAGUGAACCCCUGACCAGCUGUCCUCCCUGACCCUGUCCACAACCAUGGCGAUCCUGUUUGCAGUGGUUGCCCGCGGCAGCACCAUCCUGGCGAAGCAUGCGUGGUGUGGCGGUAAUUUCCUGGAGGUGACAGAACAGAUCCUAGCUAAGAUACCAUCCGAGAACAACAAGCUCACCUACAGCCAUGGCAGCUAUCUCUUCCACUACAUCUGCCAUGACAGAAUCAUAUAUCUCUGUAUCACUGACGACGACUUUGAGCGGUCACGUGCGUUCAGCUUCCUGGGAGAGGUGAAGAAGCGUUUCCAGACGACCUAUGGUUCCAGAGCUCAGACAGCCCUUCCCUACGCAAUGAACUCAGAGUUCUCCUCUACUCUGAUGGCUCAGAUGAAGCACCAUUCCUCUCCUCCAUCAGAUCGCCUGGCUGAGACUCAGAUGCAGGUUGACGACCUGAAAGGCAUCAUGGUACGCAACAUCGACUUGGUGGCUCAGAGGGGAGAGAAGUUGGAGUUGCUGAUUGAUAAAACGGAGAACCUGGUCGGCUCAUCUGUGAGUUUUAAGACCACCAGCCGUAACCUGGCCAGAGCCAUGUGUAUGAAGAACCUCAAACUGACUGUCGUCGUAGUGGUGGUGUCACUGGUGGUCCUGUAUGUAGUUGUGUCUGCAGCCUGCGGAGGACUCAGCUGGCCCAACUGCAUCAGGAAAUAAGAGAGGGGGAGGACGAGAAGAGAGCGGGAGGACGAGGAGAGAGGGGGAGGAAAAGAGGGAGCAAGAGAAGACGACAGCGGACCCACAAAGAAAGAAAUCGCUCUCCUCCUCCUCCCUCUUGUCUUCCAGUCAGCAGGGAGGAGAGGUCCUCUAUUGGACAGAAUGGUGACACAACAAGGCAUCCAGACAGUGGGAGAUUUAACAACGUUGUGAUUGUCUUGCUUUCUGUUCCUUAACAAGAGAAUGAGGUGUGUUUAUCUGUCCAAAGACAAGCGAUUGUUGGAUAUGCAGCUUUAAAAUAUUGUGCAAGUGGAAUUCAGUCCACUGUCCAGUCCAGCUGUCCUCCAUACUGUUCUCCAGUCCAUGGCCCUCUCAUCCAGGGCUCUACAAGCCUAACAAACAGCUGUUCUCCAGUCCAUGGCCCUCUCAUCCAGGGCUCUACAAGCCUAACAAACAGCUGUUCUCCAGUCCAUGGCCCUCUCAUCCAGGGCUCUACAAGCCUAACAAACAGCUGUUCUCCAGUCCAUGGCCCUCUCAUCCAGGGCUGUACAAGCCUAGCAAACAGCUGUUCUCCAGUCCAUGGCCCUCUCAUCCAUGGCUCUACAAGCCUAGAAAACAGACUGAUAAUCUGGAGCAGGGUUUACCAAAUGUUUUUACCCUGGGGCCCCCUUCCAGCAUUGGAGAACAUCCUACGCCUCCCCCGGCAUGCGCACCGUGUCUAUUCCUAUUGGUACAGCACUGUUCAUGCCCCACUGUUCACAGCCCUCUUGUUGGUGGAGAGGACAUGUUGCUAAGCUUAUUUCACGUUCACAGCCCUCUUGUUGGUGGAGAGGACAUGUUGCAGGUUGUUAAGCUUAUUUCCUGUAAUUGAACACAUUUUGUCAUGGGGUGCAAAAUAAAUGUUUCAGUUUUAAAGCAACAUUCUUUGCAAUUCUAUACAUUUUUGCCAUGUCUAAUGUGUAUUGGGCAAAAAAAAAAACUAAAUUAAAAGAUGUUAGCUGACAUGGCUAGCUGAUCUGGACAUGUCUGACCAGUAUUUAACAUCUCUGUAGGGUCGUUAGCUGAUCUGGACAUGUCUGACCAGUAUUUAACAUCUCUGUAGGGUCGUUAGCUGAUCUGGACAUGUCUGACCAGUAUUUAACAUCUCUGUAGGGUCGUUAGCUGAUCUGGACAUGUCUGACCAGUAUUUAACAUCUCUGUAAGGUCGUUAGCUGAUCUGGACAUGUCUGACCAGUAUUUAACAUCUCUGUAGGGUCGUUAGCUGAUCUGGACAUGUCUGACCAGUAUUUAACAUCUCUGUAAGGUCGUUAGCUGACAUGACAAGAGGAACUGAUGAUGUACUACCCAAUUAGAUACCUUGUGGGUUCUACUAUUGCAACUUUCAAGAGAAAGUUUAAAGACGCACGGGGGGGGCAUGGGAACCACUGCUGUCUCUGUGUAGCUGUCUGUCUCUGUGUAGAUGUCUGUCUCUGUGUAGCUACCCUGUCAGGGUCAGUCUGUACCCAGACAGAGACAUUUAUGUGUCUGUCUCUGUGUAGCUACCCAGUCAGUGCUAGUGAUACUAAACUACACCUGUAAUGUAAUGUCUGAUGUAAUGUCACCUGUAAUGACAUGGUACAUUACAAGUGUAUCUCCCCUGUUCUAUACACACUCUGCUGUGAUGGCUUGUUUAGUUAUUGUCCAGACACAGUUACAAUGUCUCUCUGUUCAGUUGUUACAAGAAAUUAGAUUAAAAAAAGAUUGAUUGCACUAACGAGUCUGAUGUUACAAAUCAAUAGACAGUAUUUAAUGACAUUAAAUAACCAUAUCCCUCUUCUCUGAUAUGCUACUCCUUCCCCUCUGCUAUGAUAGGCUGACCCUUCCCUUACUCUGAUAGAGCGCUUCAGCUCAGGCUCUCGUCCACAGCCUCCUUUCUGGUUCAGCCCCCUGGCCUUGACUCAGGACUACGGUACUAUAGUUUUGCUCUUGUAGUACUGCAGUAGUACUGUACAGAGCUGAGCUUGACAGUGGGACCUGGCACGCAGUUGGAAAGGCUUAACGUACUGAUAGAAAUGUCUUGAAUAGAACAGACAUGCUUCAUUACUCUACAUGUCAGAGAAGCAUGCCUGUUCUACAGUGCAUUCAGAAAGUAUUCAGACCCCUUGACUAUGUCCACAUUUUGUUACGUUACAGCCUUAUUCUAAAAUGGAUUCAAUUGUUGUUUUCCCCUCAAACUACACACAAUACCCCAUAAUGACACAAUACCCCAUAAUGACACAAUACCCCUUAACGACUCGAUACCCCAUAAUGACUCAAUACCCCAUAAUGACCCAAUACCCCAUAAUGAUGAUUUCUAAAAUAAAAAAAUAGAUCACAUUUACAUAAGUAUUCAGACCCUUUACUCAGUACUUUGUUGAAGCACCUUUGGCAGCGAUUACAACCUUAAGUUUUCUUGUGUAUGACUCUACAAGCUUGGCACGCCUGUAUUUGGGGAGUUUCUCUCAAUCUUCUCUGCAGAUCCUCUCAAGCUCUGUCAGGUUGGACGGGGAGCGUUGCUGCACAGCUAUUUUCAGGUCUCUCCAGAGAUGGGCCACUCCAGGACAUUCAGAGACUUGUCCCAAAGCCACUCCUGCAUUGUCUUGGCUGUGUGCUUAGUGUCAAUGUCCUGUUGGAAGGUGAACCUUCACCCCACUGAAGUCCUGAGCGCUCUGGAGCAGGUUUUCAUCAAUGAGAUCUCUGUACUUUGCUCCGUUCAUCUUUCAAUCGAUCCUGAUUAGUCUCCCAGUCCCUGCUGCUGAAAAACAUCCCCACAGCAUGAUGCUGCUACCACCACCAUGCUUCACCGUAGGGAUUCAGGCCUUGGCAUACAGGCCAAAUAGUUCAAUUUUGGUUUCAUCAGACCAGAGAACCUUGUUUCUUAUUGCCAGAGUCCUUUAGGUGCCUUUUUGCAAACUCCAAGCAGGCUGUCAUGUGCCUUUUACUGAGGAGUGGCUUCCAUCUGGCCACUCUACCAUAAAGGUCUGAUUGGUGGAGUGCUGCAGAGCUGGUUGUCUUUCUGGAAGGUUCUCCCAUCUCCACAGAGGAACUCUGGAGCUCUGUCAGAGGGACCAUCCUCGCUUACCAAGUCCCUUCUCUCCCGAUUGCUCAGUUUGGCCAGGCUGCCAGGUCUGGGAAGAAUCUCGGUGUUUCCAAACUUCUUCCAUUUAAGAAUGAUGGAGGCCACUGUGUUCUUGGGGACCUUCAAUGCUGCAGACAUUUUUUGGUACCCUUCCCCAGAUCUGUGCCUCGACACAAUCCUGUCUCGGAACUCAACGACAAUUCCUUCGACCUCAUGACUUGGUUUUUGCUCUGACAUGCACUGUCAACUGUGGGACCUUUAUAUAGACAGGUGUGUGCCUUUCCAAAUCAUGUCCAAUCAAUUGAAUUUACCACAGGUGGACUACCACAGUUGUAGAAACAUCGAUGAUCAAUGGAAACAGGAUGCACCUGAAUGUGGAGUCUUUGCAUAGGAAAGGGUCUGAAUACUUUAUGUAAAUGUGAUGUUUUAUUAUUUGUAAAUUGUUUAGCAAAUAUAUGUCACUAUGGGGUAAUGUGUGUAGGUUGAGGACAUUUUAAUUAUUUUUUUUAAUCCAUUUUAGAAUAAGGCAACAUGUGGAAAAAGGGAAGGGGUCUGAAUACUCCCUGAAUGACCCCCUGAUCUCCUGUCACCUCUGAACCCUGACCACCUCUGAUUCACCUCCACCGUUUGUGUCUUUCAGUUAAUCAUAUACAUUAUAAUGUAAUGCACUGUGACAUGGUUUGUUUGCUUCCUGCCAACAUAUGGUUUAUAAUCAUGGAAUUAUUCAAUUAUUCUACAUCCAAAUUUGGAUCUGCAGAUGAAAAUUAGCCAGCUGGCUAAAACCAGCACUUUUACUGAAACGUUGAUUAAUGUGCACUGUCCCUGUAAAUAUACAAAUAAACUCAACAUAAUAAACUCAUUCUUCUGC